Messenger RNA from Triticum turgidum subsp. durum (durum wheat), 846 nucleotides. Lineage: Eukaryota; Viridiplantae; Streptophyta; Magnoliopsida; Poales; Poaceae. The record is from the annotation of a GenBank genome assembly.
AUGGCGGUGGUCGGCGUUCUCGCCCUGCAGGGAUCCUACAACGAGCACAUGUCCGGUACGCCGAAUCUCCUUCUCGCGUUUCUCGCGCGUGCCGGCGACGUGUUCUCUCGUGAUUCCGUCGGGUUCUGUCUGGGCAGCGCUGAGGAGGAUCGGGGUGAAGGGGGUGGAGGUGCGCAAGCCGGAGCAGCUGCAGGGCCUCGACUCGCUCAUCAUCCCCGGCGGCGAGAGCACCACCAUGGCCAAGCUCGCCAACUACCACAACCUGUUUCCUGCACUUCGAGAGUUUGUCGGUGCAGGAAAGCCUGUGUGGGGAACUUGUGCUGGGCUCAUUUUCCUUGCAAACAAGGCGGACAAAAAUUGGGAGGCCAAGAGCUUGUUGGGGGGCUAGAUUGCACUGUCCACCGGAACUUUUUUGGGAGCCAGCUGCAAAGCUUUGAAACCGAACUUUCAGUGCCAAUGCUUGCGGACAAGGAAGGAGGCAGUAAUACAUGCCGUGGAGUAUUUAUACGAGCACCUGCUAUCUUGGAAGUAGGAUCGGAUGUUGAAAUACUGGCUGAAUGCCCUGUUCCUUCUGGUAGACCCAGCAUUACCAUACCAUCUGCCGAGGGUGUUGAGGAAGAGGUGUACUCAAAAGAUCGGGUGAUUGUUGCGGUGCGUCAAGGGAGCAUCCUCGCCACCGCUUUUCACCCAGAAUUGACAUCAGACUGUAGAUGGCAUCGCUUCUUCCUGGACAUGGACAAAGAAUCCCAUCCAAAGGCCUUCUCCGCGCUAUCUCUAUCGUCGUCUUCAAGAGGUUCAGAAGGCGGGUCAAAGACCAAGCCUUUUGAUCUUCCCAUAUUUGAAUAG